AUGGCAUCUUCAUUUGCUUCAAAACCCAAGGGCUGGGGAAACAACAAGGCGAACAACUGGGUACUUGACGGCGAUAUCUUUUCCAAAGAUUCACCUAAGGCUUAUGCUCCCCUAGGAUAUGGCACACUCACCGAACCUUCGGUUGUACGGCCUGAGGACUUCAAGAAUGAUAUGCAGCUCCCAUCAUAUGAAACUCGGCACCCAUUAAGAGUAUCUAAACCCCUUGGUGCUACUUUUGUAGACACGGAAUCAGAAAAGCCAGAUGACUCGCGGUUAUCACGGCGGCCUGUUUUGCGGGAUGAUUCAGCUUCCGCAUCCUCCAAGAGCGAUCCUAUAUCACGGGUUGUCCGUGAAAUGCGUGCUCGACGCACUACUCUUAUGUUGGGCAAGACUGUUUUAACAGAAGAAAGCAGUCUUGCGACCAACCGGGUGUACUUGGACAAGAUUUUAAAGCGCAAAGGCGGUAGCGGUGAUGAUGAUGAUGAUGGAAAUGGCGAUACGGAUGGAGACAAGAAGAAGGCUCGGCUAGGACCUCGUGGAAGCAGUAGUGGAGACGAAAGAGAGGAUGGCGAUCGAGGUUCAUUCGGGGCAACUGGUGCCGAUUCUAGCUCCAGGGGCAGCAGCAAUACCAGGUACAACUACGACGACAACAACAACAACAGCAAUGGAAGCAAUAGCAACAAUGGCCCAAAAAGUAGAGGCCAAGGCGAAAACAACGGCACCGAUGAGACUAGUGCGAAAACUAAUUCAUUGAAUCGUAUUGCUAUGGAUAAAAAUAAUAAUCAAGUAAAGGUCAAAAGUGAGGAUGAAGAUGACUUUUAUGGAAGCGGUGAGCAUACGGUUGCAGCCGAAACAGUGUUGCGUAUGGUGGACCAGUCAUUAGUGGAGACUCCGGAAAAGGCACGCAAAUAA
Molecule: messenger RNA, 912 nt
Organism: Magnusiomyces paraingens
Lineage: Eukaryota; Fungi; Ascomycota; Dipodascomycetes; Dipodascales; Dipodascaceae
Exons: 3
Coding region: 1-912 (303 amino acids)
Source: RefSeq, a predicted model, not a curated record